ACUUUUUAUUUGGUGAAAAUAAAGAAAUUUUGCUUUCGUUAGAAAAAUUAUUUCCUUAAUAAUAAGAAAAGUACAUAAAAUAAAGACUAAUUGAAACUGAAGACAAACUACUAAUAAUUCAAUAAUUGUGCUAGAAAAAGUGCUGAAGCAGAUCGAAAAAGAAAAGAAAAACUAUUUUUUUUGGACAAGUGUUAAUUGAACAAAUAAAUUAUUAAAAUAAAAGAAAGAAAAAAAAGUUGAUUGAGAUCUUCUUGAAUUGAAAUGUGCGAUUGCCAAGUUCGAUGAUGAAUUUGGAACACAUUAAAUCAAUUAUUUGAUAAAAGUAUUUAAUCGUAUCAUGGGACAAGAGAAAUCUCUUCCCUCUCGAUGUAACUCUGCAAGUAUUUCUAAUCACUCUUCAGCUGCCUCCUCAACGUCUCUAAAUUCUACAAAGUCACUGACGCCAUCGCGUUCACCAUCAACAGCAUCAUCUUCCGCAUCAUCUACAGCAUCGUUUAAAAGUGUAGAACAGCAAACAAAAUAUUUGAACGAACAUUUGUACAUAAAAUCGUACUUGGAAAUUGAUAAAGAACAUAUCGUCAAGGCACAACUAUUUAAUCAAAUAAGGCCGGGCAUACGAAAUUAUAAGCCAAAGAUAUUGAAAGAUAAACUAAUACAAGAGGAACUUGACGUGUGGAUUUAAUAAUAAUAAAAAAUAAUUAUCUUCUACUAAUUUAAUCACAUAAAGGUCGCAACUCAAAUAUUUAUUUUAAAUUAAACGAUUAUUCAAUAUUGAUAAGCAUAAUACUCAAACAUAAGAAUAUAAAAGAUGUCAGCAUUAGCACUUUUUUCAUCAAUAGCGGCAAUUACCUCAUCACCGGUGACAUUGCUUAGCAUGAUACCACUCGUGGCAAUUGGAUUAAAUUAUUAUCGUUAUACAAAUUCUGACCCUGAGUCGCAUCCAAUCGACGUUCCUGUUCUAAGGAAGCAUUAUGAUUUUAUAGUAGUUGGGUCGGGAUCUGCCGGUGCAGUUGUGGCUGCACGAUUAUCAGAAAUUGAGAAUUGGAAUAUUCUAUUACUUGAAGCUGGUGGUGAUGAAACUGAGGUUAGUGAUGUGCCAGCAUUGGCUGGUUUCUUACAGUUAUCGGAUUUAGAUUGGAAAUACAAAACAGUACCGCAUCCACAACGGUCCUAUUGUGCAGCCAUGAAAAACGAUCAGUGUAAUUGGCCAAGAGGAAAAGUUCUUGGUGGAUGCACUGUACUGAAUGCUAUGAUUUACGUACGAGGUAAUAAGCGUGACUAUGACUAUUGGGAAUCAUUAGGGAAUAUUGGAUGGGGACAUAAAGAUGUAUUGCCGUAUUUUAUUAAGUCUGAAGAUCAACGUAAUCCGUACUUGGCACGUUCACCAUAUCACGGAACUGGAGGUUAUUUAACUGUUCAAGAGGCGCCUUGGCGAACACCAUUGUCCGUGACAUUUAUUAACGCACUCAAAGAAAUGGGCUAUGAGCAUCACGAUAUCAAUGGAGAGGAACAAGUUGGCGCAAUGUUUACUCAACUUAAUAUGAGGCGCGGUUCACGAUGUUCAUCAUCAAAAGCAUUUUUAAGACCAAUUAGACUUAGGAAAAAUUUACACGUUGCUAAAUUUGCACAUGUUACGAAAAUUUUAAUUGAUCCAAAUACCAAGAGGACGUAUGGCGUUGAAUUUGUAAGAAAUAAUAAGCGACAAGUCGCAUAUGCUACAAAGGAAGUUGUAUUGUCAGCAGGAUCAUUAAAUUCGCCACAAUUAAUGAUGUUAUCGGGAAUUGGACAUGCACAACAUUUGCAAGAAAUGGGUGUACCAGUUAUAUCAGAUCUUCCAGUAGGCGAUAAUAUGCAUGAUCACAUUGGUCUCGGAGGUCUUACUUUCCUUGUUAAUGAACCAGUGACUGUAAAAACAAGUCGUUUUGCUAACGUUCCCAGCUUCUUAGAGUACGUUAUGCAUGAGAAAGGGCCCAUGACUUUCCCAGGUAUCGAAGGUGUCGCAUUUGUCAACACAAAAUAUGCAGAUCCAUCGGGAUUAUGGCCUGAUGUACAAUUUCAUUUUGGACCGAGUUCUAUUAAUUCUGAUGCUGGAUUACACAUUAGAAAAAUUACGAAUUUAAAGGAUAAUGUUUAUAAUACUGUGUACAAACCACUAGAAAGUGCUGAAACGUGGACAAUUCUACCACUAUUACUUCGUCCAAAAAGUUCAGGCUACGUGAGAUUACAAAGUCGUAAUCCUUUCGUACAGCCGCGCAUUGAGCCAAACUAUUUUGCAUUUAAAGAGGAUAUUGCCGUUUUGACCGAGGGUAUCAAAAUCGCUAUGAAUGUAUCAAAUACAGCAGCAUUUCAACGUUUUGGCUCCAGACCGCAUACAAUACCAUUCCCAGAAUGUCGUCAUAUACAACUUUUCACAGAUGAAUAUUGGGAAUGUGCUAUGCGACAAUUUACAUUUACUAUUUAUCACCCAACAGGUACAGCAAAAAUGGGUCCAAAUUGGGAUCCAACAGCAGUUGUUGACUAUAGAUUAAGAGUUUACGGGGUUUCGGGUCUUAGAGUAAUUGAUGCCAGUAUAAUGCCAGCAAUUGUUAGUGGUAAUCCAAGUGCACCCGUUAUGAUGAUAGGUGAGAAAGGUGCAGACAUGAUAAAAGAAGACUGGGGUGUCAUAAAAAUUCACUGAAAAUUGAUUUGAUUAUUUUAUCAAGUAUACAACAUAUGGAAAUGAAGAAAAUAUUGAAAAAAAAAUGGAAUGAAUUCUCGAUGUGCCUAUCACUUAAUGACUACGCGAUAUGUUGUACUAAAUUUUCUCUUUCUUGAAGGCAAUAAAGAUUAAAAAGUUGGAAAGAGUAAUCGAUGAGAUCGUCUGACGAAUAACUUCAAGUAACUACUAGUCAGUGACAUUAUUAAUUUUUUUUUCUUAUUUGGUGAAUACGAGUGAAAUUCAGCAUGUGUACUGAAUUGUUAAUUACAGUUACAUACCUUAAUAGACGCAUUUUAUAUAAAAACAAGAAAUUAAUUGUUUAAUUAAUAAAGUUAAAUUUUUUUUAAUGUAUCUCAACUUCUCAUUGAAAUUAAGCUCAAUGAAAUUUAAUUAUAUUUUACUAUCUGAACAUUUAAAUUAGGCAUCUUUAACUGACG
Messenger RNA from Chironomus riparius, 3135 nucleotides. The record is from the annotation of a GenBank genome assembly. Lineage: Eukaryota; Metazoa; Arthropoda; Insecta; Diptera; Chironomidae.